This is a messenger RNA of Lates calcarifer (barramundi perch), 3559 nucleotides long. It is a transcript of the gene dhx32b, whose product is annotated as DEAH (Asp-Glu-Ala-His) box polypeptide 32b. The record is from RefSeq and is a predicted model, not a curated record. NCBI's taxonomy places the organism in Eukaryota, Metazoa, Chordata, Actinopteri, Centropomidae. Gene Ontology annotation, cellular component: spliceosomal complex; intracellular anatomical structure. Gene Ontology annotation, molecular function: RNA binding.
AUGACAACACUGGGCUGGCCGCCUAGUGAGCCUUUCAUUUGGCUUCACUUGCAGAGGCGGUCUGUGCUGUCCAACAGUUUACUGAAGAGCCUGGAGGUUUCCAAACUUCAGUCCUGCGGAUCUGUAAAUGAAGUUCAAACCGGACAGACUGGGAGCUCACUCAUGAUGGCGCAGGAUGUUACCAGUUUAACUGGAGAGGACUAUUUUGAGGGGAAAUCACCCCUUUGUUCAGAUGCAGAGGCUUCAAGUCAGGGGGACAAAGAAUAUGAUGACAUUUUGGAGCUUAAUCAGUUUGAUGGACUGCCUUAUUCCUCCAGAUUUUACAAACUACUGAAAGAAAGAAAAGAGCUGCCAGUGUGGAAAGCAAAAUGUGAAUUCAUGGACACUUUGGCCAAAGGACAGUUUGUCAUUGUCAGCGGCUCUGCUAAAACCGGGAGGAGUUCUCAAAUUCCCCAGUGGUGUGCUGAAUUCUGCCUGUCAGCCCAGUUCCAGCAUGGCAUGGUGGUUUGUACCCAGAUUCACGCGCAGCAGGCCGUAGAUCUCGCCUUGAGAGUGGCUGACGAGAUGGACGUCAACAUCGGGCACGAAGUUGGGUACAGCAUCCCUUUGGAAACGUGCUGCACCAAUGACACAGUCCUCCGGUACUGUACAGAUGACAUGCUGCUGAGAGAGAUGAUGUCAGACCCUUUGCUCGAGCGCUACGCCGUGGUAAUCGUGGACCAGGCCCACCAGAGGACCGUGGCCACAGACAUCCUCCAGGGUCUGCUGAAGGAUGUGGCCCUGCAGAGGCUGGAGCUCCGCGUGAUCCUCCUCACCGCCACAGCAGAGCCCGGCCCCAAGCAGCUGGCCCACUUUGCCGGGUCAGCUGUGGUGCCUCUGAUUCACCUGGAGAGCCCCGGCGCUGGGGAGGCGGUGUACAGCAGCACAGGCGAAGGCUACUUCUGCUCCGCCCUCCGUCUGGUGCUGGAGAUCCACCACUCUGAAGAAGAGGGAGAUGUGGUUGUGUUUCUGGUGACAAUGCAGGAGAUAGAUCUGGCCCACGACAUCCUGUGUCGUGAGAGGUACAGUUUGCCUCGUGACCUGGGUGAGCUCCUGCCUGUUGCUGUGCACCCUGGCCAGCCUGGGACUCUACCAGACCUAGGGGAAGAGGAGACAAGCCGGACCCGCAGAGUGUUCCUCACAUCCAGCCCAAACGAGGACUUCUUCUGGGCCAUUAGCACAAUAAACUUUGUCAUUGAUGCCGGGCUUGAGAAGAGAUAUGUUUACAACCCCAGGAUCAGAACAAACUCGGCCAUCAUUCAGCCAAUCAGCAAGGGUCAGGCCGAAAGUCGCAAACAGCUGGCAGGUCCGACAGGCCGGUGUUUUUGUCUGUACCCAGAGGACAGACAGCUUCCUGCUGAGACACGACCUCACAUCGUGGAGUCUGACAUCACCUCCACUGUGCUCUUCUUGAAGAGGAUGGAGAUCGCUGGGCUGGGCCACUGCGACUUCAUCGACAGGCCAGAUCCUGGAGGCCUGAUGCAGGCUUUAGAGGAGCUGGACUACCUGGCAGCUCUGGAUAAUGACGGCAACCUGUCUGAGAUGGGCAUCAUCAUGUCCGAGUUCCCCGUAGAGCCCCAGAUGGCUAAGACGCUGCUCGCCUCCUGCGAGUUCGACUGCGUCAGCGAGGUGGUCAUCAUCGCUGCCAUGCUGACAGCACCAACCUGCUUCAUGGUUCCCUCUGUGGACCUGAAGCCAGAGGCCACCCAGUGCCACAUGAAGUUCCAGCACCCAGAGGGAGACCACUUCACCCUUAUCAAUAUCUACAAGGCCUUUAAACAGUGCCAGCAGGAUCCACACUGUAAUGUGGAGAAGUGGUGUCAGGAUCUGUACCUGAACCACGCCUCUCUGCUGAUGGCUGACGCCCUUCGUACCGAGCUCACCGACACCCUGAAAAGGAUCGAGCUGCCCAUCUCGGUGCCCGCCUUCGGUUCCCGAAGCAACACUUUCAACAUUAAGAGAGCCCUGCUGGCAGGUUUCUUCAUGCAGGUGGCGCGGGAUGUGGAUGGAUCAGGGAACUACUUCAUUAUGACCCAUAAGCAUGUGGCACAGAUCCAUCCUCUGUCUGGCUACGGAGCCAAGAGCCCCAAGCUGGGCCUGCCAGAAUGGGUGCUGUUCCACGAGCACUCCUUCUCCGAGGACAACUGCCUCCGCACCGUCACCCACAUAACGCCCGAGGAGUUCAUUCAGAUGGCACCACAGUAUUUCUUCUACAAUCUGCCGGCAAGCGAGAGCAAAGACAUCCUCCAGAACAUUUUGAACCAUGGAGCUUCUCAUUACCAAGAGGAGAAACCUCCAGCAUCGCAGGAAGAACCCCAAGAAGAUCAGACCAGUGACCGCUGUGUCAUACAGUGACUGACUGAGCCACUGGUGCCACUGGAGGUGAUGAAACAACCAGUAUUACCAGUAACCAGUAAGGACUUAUUGCAUUAUACUGUCCAGAAUCACAUUGUCUGGGUAGUCAUAUAAUUAAUCUUAUAAAUUUAUUAGUUUUUCUGGAGCUUAAUCUGUUCCCCACAUUCCUCUUUUUUCAUUUUCUGUAUUUUUCCUUGAUAGUUGCACAGGGUUCUUUAUAAUUUAUAUUUGUUCUUAAUCCUCCCACUCAGAACAACCUGGUUACUAAAUUGCUAAGAAUAAUUUGCUCAUACAUAAAGUCACUCUUUUUAUUUUAUUCCAGUGAGGUUUAGAAUUUAUAUUCACAGUCCCUGCUGAACUUUUUUAAUGAUGCGGCUCCACAUCCUGCUCCUCCUUUUCACAUCUUACCUUCAGUCAUUGUCCAACGGCUCAGUCACCCGCAGCACCAAGGGGUCCAGCCUGAUUAAUGAGGUGCAGGGACAGUUUGGGUCCCCCUGCAGCUCCAUCUGGUGUGGAUACAGCUCAGUAACGGUGGGGUGACCCAGUUCACUGACAUUGCAUUAAAAACAUCAUGUUCCCUCUCUUCAGUGACUCGUGCAGCGAGAGCCAGUGCCAGGACUCGCAGGGUGCAGUGCAGCCUAACCCACUUAAAAUCUUUCACUCUGAAUUGUCCUUUUUGAGGCAAAGCAGCUUUUAAAUGUAAGGAUAUAUAAACCAAAAUAAUAGCCCAUUAUGUUAGAUUAUACUUUAUAUUUGUUAUUCAAAGAUGUGAUUAAAAUACUUCCUCUAAAAGUUAAUCUGAUGCGUCCUGUUACCCCAAGAUUUUGUGAUGCUUUAGCCGAAACAUACGAUAUCCCAAAAUUGACAGACCACCUACAGAAACGGCACAUAAAAUUUAAAAACCUUUUAUUUUCAUGUCACAGCAAACCAUGCUGCUAUAAACUCACAUUUAUACAGCAAUAAGGACAAACUAGCCUCUUCAGUUUGCAUUGGAUGUUGCCAAACUAUUGCACAAUGUUUUAUUGGAAAGCAUAUAACGCGUUUGAGUUUAUUUCAACUCAUCAGCCUUCAAUCACACUUCAUUCCAUUUUUAUUCACAGCAGUAUUGGUAUUACUGAAUAUCAAAAAUACCAAUCAUAUUAAAAUGAAUCAUUGUUUUUAUGAG